CCCCCCGCCGCUGCCCAUCGCCCCGCAGCCGGACACGCCGCCUCCUCCGUCCCUACGUACGCACACAUCGACACACACACACCUCUAAAUAUCGAAUUUUUAAAGAGGAAAACCUCCUUUUCCCCCUGCCCGGUGGCUGGUUUUCAUUAGGGAGGUUUCUCUCUCUAACCCCAAGGGAAGCAGCCUAUGAGUUCGUAACUGCGGUGCAGGACGUAAUUAUCUCAUUAAGGGGAGAGAGCCAGGCUGCUCCCAGCGGAGCUGACCUCGCUCCGGGGUUGAUGGGGGCCCGGAGGGUGGGAUGUAGGUGGAGGGGUGGGCCCGGAGGGUCACCAUUUGGGGUGACCCGUUCGCAGCCCCAUUUGGAGCCGGGGAAGCGCAGCACUCCCCACGGAGCGCAGCCACUUACACUUGUUGAGAGAAGCACUUAAAGCGGGGCUGGAGGGGGGGGAUGCGCAAGGGGUGAUUCCCCCCCACCCCGGGGGUCGUUGUACCGGGGGGCGAGGGGCCGCCCCGCUCGGUGUAGGGGCGUUUGUUUGAACAGCUCCAGAGCAAAGAGCAGGGGAAGAAAGUUUGGGCUGGGAGCGUGGUUUUUUCCCCAGACGUCAGCACAAGGCGGAACAGGGGCUGGGGAGGGAGCCGGACUCGCAGGGCAGCCGGGAUUUUUAUUAUUUUUUAAAUUAUUAUUAUUAUUAUUUUAUUAUUAUUUGGUGGGAUCGAGAAGGGGAAGGGCCGGGAGCGGCCCGGCACCUCGGGGUGGGCUGCGGGCCGGUGGGGGUGGGAGCCAUGGACUCGCCGCCAGCCUUCGCCAUGGACAAACCGUUCGCCCCCAGCACCGUGCGCGUUCCGGAGCCGCCCGAAAACCCUCAGAGCCGGAAAAACUUCAGCGUGAGCCAUCUCCUCGACCUGGAGGAGGUGGCUGCCGGGAUGAACGGGGCCCCCCCCGCCGGCCCCCCACCCUCCGCCGGCGGUAAGGCCAUGCCGGAGCCGUCGGGAGGCAGCAGCGGCAGCGAGGCGGCACCCCAGGACGGUGAGAGCCUGAGCCCGAGCCGUGGAGUGGCCAAGAGGAAGAAGAAGCAGAGGAGGAACCGCACCACGUUCAACAGCAGCCAACUGCAGGCUCUGGAGAGGGUCUUUGAGCGGACGCAUUACCCCGACGCCUUCGUGCGGGAGGAGCUGGCCAGAAGGGUGAACCUCAGCGAGGCGAGAGUCCAGGUUUGGUUUCAGAACCGGAGGGCCAAGUUUCGCCGUAACGAGAGGGCGAUGUUGGCCAACAGAUCCGCGUCGCUCCUCAAGUCCUACAGCCAGGAGGCUGCCAUCGAGCAGCCCAUGGCACCGCGGCCCACCGCGCUCAGCCCCGAGUACCUCUCGUGGAGCAGCUCCUCCCCGUACAGCACUGUGCCGUCCUACAGCUCCAGCGGAACUGCGACGCCCACCCAAGGGGUGAACAUGGCCAACAGCAUCGCCAGCCUGCGCCUCAAAGCCAAAGAGUUCAGCCUGCAUCAGAACCAGGUGCCGACUGUGAACUGACCGGGGAAAAUCCCCGUGGCCUCAUCCAGGACUCGACGUGGGGAUCCUGUACUGAUCGGCACCAACCCGCCGCCCGCCCCACGCACUGCUCGUCUGAUGUCCCAGCACCUCUCCUCUCCUCUUCCCUCUUGAAGGUAGCGUCAAGUCCCAGUCUGAAGUGGCACAUCGCUAUAGCCACAUAUGGAGCAAACUUGGUUAGAAACUUGCUUUUCUGCACACCCUUAUAAUAAAGGCUAUAUAUACACACACAUACCCCCCACGCGCUCUUCGAGGACAAACAGACUUACCAAGCGAACAAGAAUUUGCUUCCAAACAUGGAAGGAUCUUGGACUUUUGGAUUUGACCAAUUUGGGUAUCUUGCCUGGAGAGCCAAAGAGUUAUUGGGUCUUCUCCCACAGGGACAGCACGCAGCACUGGGACGAUUGCGAUGCUGCACAAUGCCAAUUUUUUGAGCCCCCCUUUAUGCUGGGCCUUCACCUCCUCGUGCACUGCCAGCCAUGGGGCUUAGUGGGACCAUUGCAAGCCAACAGCUGCAUCCUGGUGCCGGAAACUGGGGGGGGGGAACGCAUCGCCGCGCCCCAUCCAGGCACCACCACCCCACAUCUGCGGGUUUGCCAGCAGUUCUGCAGAGCCCCGGGUCAUUGAACCAGCCCAGGGAAAGAGAAAAUUGGAAAAAGCUGUUGGUUUCAGCUGAGUAGGCGGCUCCCAGUGCUUCGUGCCAAGGGCAGAGCAGGCUUCGUCUUCCGGAGGCACAGCAUCCCCAGCGGCCGCUCUGCAGAUGGGCCACAGAGUGUGGGGCUGGAGGCUCCAUGGGGUGUUUUCUGUGUUUCUGAAUAAAGGAAACUGUAUUCCCCACCA
This is a messenger RNA of Meleagris gallopavo (turkey), 2385 nucleotides long. It is a transcript of the gene PRRX2, whose product is annotated as paired related homeobox 2. Gene Ontology annotation, biological process: regulation of transcription by RNA polymerase II. Gene Ontology annotation, molecular function: RNA polymerase II cis-regulatory region sequence-specific DNA binding; DNA-binding transcription factor activity, RNA polymerase II-specific. NCBI's taxonomy places the organism in Eukaryota, Metazoa, Chordata, Aves, Galliformes, Phasianidae. The record is from RefSeq and is a predicted model, not a curated record. Gene Ontology annotation, cellular component: nucleus.